Messenger RNA from Spizellomyces punctatus DAOM BR117, 1952 nucleotides. RefSeq lists its product as uncharacterized. Gene Ontology annotation, cellular component: nucleus. NCBI's taxonomy places the organism in Eukaryota, Fungi, Chytridiomycota, Chytridiomycetes, Spizellomycetales, Spizellomycetaceae. Gene Ontology annotation, biological process: regulation of transcription by RNA polymerase II. Gene Ontology annotation, molecular function: DNA-binding transcription activator activity, RNA polymerase II-specific; RNA polymerase II transcription regulatory region sequence-specific DNA binding. The transcript is spliced from 2 exons. The record is from RefSeq and is a predicted model, not a curated record. The coding region runs from base 586 to 1599 and encodes 337 amino acids.
GAUCAACGUGGCAGAAUCUUAUAGACGGAUAUUUCCCUUGUUGUUGUUUGGGCUUUUUGUUCAACGGGGGGAACCUCCGUAUUGGCGAAAUCUCCGAACGGCAGACAGGCGGGUUGCUUGGUCAAAGGUUUUUUUUUCUAAUCACCGCCGUGUGUGUGUGCAAAAGCAUUUGGGUUGCUGUGUAUGUUCUUUUUGGUCGGGGGCUCCGUUCCCAUCUGGCACUAUUUAAUGGCUGCUCCUCCACUUGUCACCCCUCACAUACACAUUAUCAUUUCGACAUCAUCUUGAUUUCUUCCACUCUCCCUCCGCAACUGCUUUACUAAUACGUUAUGUCCGCGUAAAGCAAAAUCAAACGGAGCCUUGGCCCUUGUCUCUUUGGAGCUGUUUUGUAAUCCUUUUUAUUUUUCUUAAAAUCUCUCGGCCAAUUAUGGCUUCCUCUUCCAACCUGUUUGCGAAUGGUUUUAUCUACCACAACCACCAAUUGAAUAACAACAACACACCCGUCAACAACUGUAUUAUCUUUGACGUUCCUCGCAUCGAGUUGCUCUCUCCUCGCUUUUUCAAGAAACGCUGAAACAAGUCAACAUGGCAUCAAGUGAUGCGCUUUGCUUUUUCGAUCUCGAUUCCUAUAUGGAUUCACCCUACACCACUACCAUGACGGAUACGUCAUCCCCCGGCAGUGUAUAUCCGAGCUACCCAAUAUCGCCCGAGGUGUCCGAUCCGCUGGCCACAUUCUUCAACGAUAUGAACGCCAUGCCAAUGUUUGACGACACAAAGGGCCAGCAAACCGGAGACAAGCUGUUUGAACAGCUUCUUUUGGACAGCGUGAGUCCUACAACGUCUACAAAUGACAUUCGGUACGGAGCGCCGCCGGUCGCCACCAGCCAUCCUGGAUUCUAUAACGCAAGUCCUGCUACUACGACAAUGACUGCUACGAGUCCCGACGGAUCCCCUCAAACAGAUGGGCUCCUCUCACCAGCCUUUAGUCCAGCCCCAUCAGACUUUCACACGUCACCUGAAGCGGGAUCUCCGCUACCGUCGUUUGAUUCCUUUGAUGUCAACUUUCAACCCAUGUACGAUUUGGAUGUUUCCUGUGGCGCUGUACCUCCGGCAACCACCGAAAAGAAACCACCGAUUGAUCUCAAGAAACUGGACAUGCUCAAGGCUGGUGCUCAACAUCAGCAAGUCCGCGCAUUGUUCCCUGAGCUAUUGCCAACCAUAGAACGGCUACGAGAGGUAGUACUGAAAAAGGAUGGUGCUCAAGAGCCCCAGACUACAACACCGUCGGCACCCUCCUCGUCUGUAAACGUCCCUUGGGCCGCCACGUCAACACAUUUAAUGCAGUCAACAGAAUCGACACAACCAAUAAAAGGUCGAGUCGGCCGCAAGCGAAAGCCACGACCAACAGAUCCCCUUCUCAUUGCCGCGGAGCAGCACGCCAAGCGGCAAAAGAACACAGAAGCCGCCCGCCGGUCCCGUUUGCGCAAGAUGCUCAAAAUGGAAACAUUAGAAGAGGAACUCAAGGCAGUGACAGAUGAGCGGGAUGAGCUAAGGGAAAGAGUUCGGCUUUUGGAACAACAGCUUGAAAGAAAGGCUUAGCGCUACUUUUCUGCAAAUUUCAUUUACAGUAUUCUGGAUGGAGUAGGAGGGCAACCUGCUGGUUCGGGAUUAUUCCUUUUUUUUUGUACAUCUGUAGUAUAAUAAUGAAAAGCCUAUUCCAAAACGUUGCGAAACGUGAUCUGAUUGUAAUCACGUGGAGGUGAUUUGUGACAGUGUCUUUUACAGAUUUCGUUAGCGCCAAGCUGUUCCAAAAAGCACUGCUGUGGCAUUUUUACGACAAGGAAGGCUCCAGAUAUGGAGCGGAUGUAGGACGGGAAAUGUUUCCCUAGAUGCACUUUUAGAUAGUUACAGUGGUGCUUUGCCAAAAGAAAUCACAAGAUGGUGACCAUCAG